Gamsiella multidivaricata is the source of this 1205-nucleotide messenger RNA. RefSeq lists its product as uncharacterized. NCBI's taxonomy places the organism in Eukaryota, Fungi, Mortierellomycota, Mortierellomycetes, Mortierellales, Mortierellaceae. The record is from RefSeq and is a predicted model, not a curated record. The transcript is spliced from 3 exons. Bases 162 to 833 code for a protein of 223 amino acids.
CCAUCUCCUUCCCCCCCUCCUCCUCCUCCAAACCCAUCCUUCCUUCUUCAUCAUCUCUCCAACCCAUCCCUCUCCAUCCGCUUCAUCCGCCACUAAAAGUAAAGCCCUCGCUCAUUCACCUCCCUCUUUCCCCUUCCUACUCACCGCCCUUCGUAUCCAACAUGGCUCAAGUGCUCCAUCUUGAACAGUUCCGCCUUAGUCAGGAGGCUGCCAAGUCCUUUGACGACGACCUCGACUUUUGCCCCAGCUUGACCGCCAAGGAGCUAUCCGAGAUUAUCCUGGCAUCGAUCCUCGCUCAAAAGGAGAACCAGGCCAAGCAGCAGCAACAACGCUCCCCCAACUUGCCCACAACUGCCGCCGCAUCGACGGCCACUGCCUCGCGAGCCAUCACCAUCGUUGACCCGGCCAGUCGCACACCCCUGUACCUUCCUCCCGCGACUACCACACCCAAAACCAACCGCUCGGGUCGUUUCUCUGGCUCGACCACCCCUGCCACAGCUGGACUGAUGGCCCAAUCGGACUCUUAUUUCAACAUCAUGCCUGCUUCGAGCCGCCAGCACCACCAGCAUCAACAGCAGCACCAGCAGCAGCAGUCGAUGUUCAACAAUCCCUAUGGAUCCUUUGGCUAUGCAUUCACAGCGCAGGCCCAGCAACAUCAGCAGCAGGCGUACUCGAUGGGCAUGACCAGCCCCACCAUGGCCUCGUACUCCCCUCCCCGUCUUGCCAACCGGAUACCGAUUGUGAACCCCGACAAUGGCACCAUUGUCUCCGUUCCUGAGGCACCCGCUGCCUCGCCUGCAUGGCACCAGCAGCACUUUGUCGCUGUGCGAUAAAGUACUCAAAGCUAAUGGCCAUUGUAGUUGUACACUCACCCACACUCUGUACCGCAUUAUUAUCUUUUUUUUUUUUUUAUUCCUUCGUUCAAGUCUUGUUUAUACUCAUAUUCACACACACGCUGUACCAUCUUACACUGUCCAACAUAGUACCAUCCCUCCACUCUCCACCGUUUUUCUUUCUUCUCUUUGGCGACAAAUGCAACUCGAUAAGAGUCUGUAUGUGUCCCUGUAAUGACCCAUUUUUGUUUUUGCUCUAUAUUACAUACGUCUAUACCCUUUCCUUGUCUCUCCCCACACCUACACAUAGUUUCUUUCUGCUGAUACAAAUACUUGUCCAUAAACUUAUACACUUAUACAUACAAAUAAACC